This is a messenger RNA of Lolium rigidum, 1291 nucleotides long. Its product is annotated as E3 ubiquitin-protein ligase RMA1H1-like. The transcript has 2 exons. Gene Ontology annotation, biological process: ubiquitin-dependent protein catabolic process. Gene Ontology annotation, molecular function: metal ion binding; ubiquitin protein ligase activity; ubiquitin-like protein conjugating enzyme binding. Lineage: Eukaryota; Viridiplantae; Streptophyta; Magnoliopsida; Poales; Poaceae. The coding region runs from base 116 to 907 and encodes 263 amino acids. The record is from RefSeq and is a predicted model, not a curated record. Gene Ontology annotation, cellular component: endoplasmic reticulum.
CCGGGAGAGCCAGCGGCGCGCGCCCGCGAGCGCUCCUACGGAUUGGAUUUCUGUCUCCCAAGUGCCGUGAGUUCUUCAACAAGAACAGUUUGCAACAGAUAGUAUACUGAUUGCCAUGGAAGGUGGGAGAAUGGAUCAGGGUUGCAUGGCUGCUAUCACCAACAAUCCAAUAGUGUCUGAUACUAAGCCGAUGAAGAACAUUAGUGGGGAGAUGCCUGCAACUGCAACUGCUGGAAGUGGUUCCUUUGACUGCAACAUCUGCCUGGACUUCGCUGCAGAUCCAGUUGUUACCCUCUGUGGCCAUCUCUACUGCUGGCCUUGCAUCUACGAGUGGCUGCGCCCAACGGUGGGAUCAGCUUCCACUGACAACAGGACUGCGGCCAGGCAGCAGUGUCCUGUGUGCAAGGCGGCACUAUCUGCCGACAGCCUUGUGCCACUAUAUGGCCGUGGCGGUAGCUCCAAGAAAUCGCUGGAUGGCAAGGCCAUUCCACGACGGCCAAUGGUGCACCGGGAGAAUGUCGAGCACCAGCAUGCACAAAGCGCCGUCGACCACCGGCACCAUCAGAACAUGGUGGAGCCCAUCCCUCCACUCCGGCCAUUGCGGCAUGCGCACCACCACCAUUCCGGUGCCACCGAAUUCGACUUUGUCUACCCUCAUUCGCCAAUGGGGCGAGGCCUGAUCCACUCGACGGCUGGAGGGGUGCUCGGAGGGAUGGCAGAGGCGGUGCUUCCAUGGGCAUUCCGAGGCCAGAUGCCACCGAGCAUGUACUACACAAGUCCUUACUCUGUCGCAGAUAAUACCUUGGGUCCCCGGCUGAGGCGGCAGCAGAUGGAGGUGGAGAGGUCUCUGCACCAGAUCUGGUUCUUCCUCUUCGUGUUCGUGGUGUUGUGUCUGCUCUUGUUCUGAAGCAAGAGGCUCUUGUGUUCUGAAGAGGCAGUAUACAAGCUUGUGUAUAUAGUGAAAGGCGAGAUACUGCUUCUGGAGGGGAACAAAAAGGAAAGGCAAGAUACUAGAUCUUAUAUAGUGAAGAGGGUGAGGUUUAAUGCUGUUAACGGUUCUCGAUCGAUAAGCAUGUGCCUUGAACCAUGCUGAUAUAGAGUUUGUAAUGUGACGAGAUUUGGAGGUGAAAUGCAGAUUCCAUUCUCGUCUUACCCAAAAUGUACCAGGAAGGACUCCCAUCACCUGAACGGUAUGGCUUGUUUGGGUUUGCCUAUAUCUGUUACUGCCAUGUAAUGCAUCAAUGAGCACCGUUUUUGUAAAGAAAAUCUGCAUUGGUUGUGGUUUGGUGCU